Dendrobium catenatum is the source of this 2695-nucleotide messenger RNA. RefSeq lists its product as uncharacterized. The record is from RefSeq and is a predicted model, not a curated record. Lineage: Eukaryota; Viridiplantae; Streptophyta; Magnoliopsida; Asparagales; Orchidaceae. The coding region runs from base 407 to 2305 and encodes 632 amino acids. Gene Ontology annotation, molecular function: protein kinase binding. The transcript is spliced from 6 exons. Gene Ontology annotation, cellular component: cytoplasm.
GAAAAGAAACACCAUCGCCUAUUUCUUACCCCGUCGUCUACAUUCUCUUUGUCCUCCUCGUAAGCCUGUCGUAGCUCUCCCUGCUUCUCUUCCUCUUCCGCCCUCAUCGACCUCCAACACCAACUCUACAAAUUUCGUUUGGCUUCCAGAACUCCAUCAAGUUAGAAAAUUCUGGAUUUGAGCAAGGAGGAGGAGAUUUAAUUCAAAUUUGGUUCUUCUUUGUUGGGUUCAAUUUCCAAGACGGCUUCAAAAAGAAACUUUCUUGAAUCAUUGUGGCCAUAACUGCAUCGACAUUUCUAAGCACCUUGAGAAAGGCGGGUGAUCUGGAGGUCUGCUUCUUCUUCUUCUUCUUUCGCUGCCCCACCAUUGUUCUCUCUGAAUCGGUGCCUUCUGUAAACAUCACUUGAUGGCAAUGUUUGCCUGCUGGUCUAGCUUGCUGGUCAGGAAGAAGAAGAAAUCCAAGGGAUUUUCCAAUGAUGCGGGUAAAAAGGGAAGUAACAAUGGGGACCUUCGGGUUAAGCCUAUUGAUCUUGUUAGCCCCUCUUCCUCCACUGACAAUGGCAUGAAAGAGCAAGUUUUAACUGACUCAAAAUCUUUUCCAUCGGUAGCGAAAAGAUCUUCUAUCAUUCCUAAGGUACGAAGUGAAGAUAGCUUGGCAACAGCUGAGUCUACAGGAGAUGCAGCUUAUGAGGGGGGUGAUGAGCAUGAAGAGAUUCGAACAAUGAAGAAAGAGAACUCUGACUUAGAUCUCCAGCCCAAAGGAGGACUUUCCUUCCAUGGAUCGAACACUGACUCAAACAGCUAUGAAUUCCGGAAGACAGAGACAAAUAAAGGGAUUGCAGGUGAGGCACAGAUUGCAAGUGGGCAUGUUAGUGAUCCAGGAAUGGAGAGGACAGCUUUCUUGGAGUCACCAGUGCUUAAGCGCUCAUGUUCAAACAUUGAGACCAAGCAGGCUAAGCAAUGGAUCAAGUCGCCUAAGAGGUCAAGUUCUUACAGUAACCUCCAGAACUUACCAGGAAAUUGCAGAGUCGAAAUCACUUAUGAAAACUACAGUAGUCCAUUAUCUUUAAGGUCCUCUUGCAGUGCCGAUCAUGUGAUGCUAAAGAGACGGUCUUCAAGUCAAGUUCUCCCCUCUAGAAGCAGAAAAAUAUGGUGGAAACUCUUCCUUUGGAGCCAUAGGAAUCUCCACGAGCCUAGAGCUCCUCAAAGGCAGAUUUCAAUUCUCAGUGCUCCUAAGCGAAAGGACGGGUAUUCAUCUGAUACCCAUGAACCUGGCCAGAAGCUUGACAAAGGGAAGAAGACAGAAAUAGAACCUGAGAACCACCACUGGGUUGCUUUCUCUGUAGGGUCUUCACAUAUGGACAGAGUUAAUGCUUGGGUAAACAGCCUUGAGGAUUGUUCAUUCGUUCCUAUUAAUGUUGAAGAAGAUUGUGAUGCUAUGGAAGAUGAAAAAUCUUCUAACCAUCAUCACUUGGGGAUCAAAGAGACCUCUGAAAAAGUUUGUUCUCAUACUAGUCGUCAUGCAGCAGAGGAUGUAGCACAAGCUGAUAAUAUCAUCCAGUCCUUAAAUACAUUCUCGUCGGCAGCCCAUAUCUCUGGCAUUGGCUUAAAAGUUAUUCCUUCCAUUUCAGCCUUUGCCAGCCUUAGAUCUGUCAAUCUCUCUGGCAACUCCAUAGUUCACAUUACUUCAGGAUCUCUUCCAAAGAAUCUUCACACUCUGGACUUGUCUCGGAACAAGAUUUCUACUAUUGAAGGAUUCAGAGAGCUCGAAAGGCUGAGGAUUCUCAAUCUAAGCUAUAACAGAAUCACGAGAAUUGGUCAUGGACUAUCGAGUUGCACUAUCAUAAGAGAGUUGUACCUUGCUGGUAAUAAGAUCAGCAAUGUUGAGGGCCUUCACCGUCUUCUAAAGCUUACAGUGCUAGAUCUCAGCUUCAAUAAGAUAACCACAGCCAAGGCAUUAGGCCAGCUUGUUGCAAACUACAACUCCCUUCUAGCUCUCAACCUCCUAGGCAAUCCAAUACAGACCAACAUUGGAGAAGAUCAACUCAGAAAGGCAGUUUUGAGCCUUCUUCCCCAUGUUACUUACUUGAAUAAGCAGCUUAUCAAGCCUCACAAAGUGCGAGAGGUUGUGACGAAGAGUGUAACUAAGGCUGCCCUUGGAGAUGUUGCAAGGAGCUCCAGAAGGAAGUUGACGAGACGAUUGAGCCAGGGUUCGGGUUCUGCAACCAAGAGCAGAGUUGGUGAAGGUUCUUUCAGGGCUAUUAAGCAUGGCAAGAGCAGGCACUCAACUUCCGGUAGGAAGUAAGCUCAGUGAUGUAUAUUGUUUGAAGUUGCAAGUGAAGGUUUCUCUUUCCUUAUUAUGGGAAGCUUCAGCUGGAGAAACAAACUCAAACUGAAUGGAUGGAUAGAAUGGCGCAAUUCUCUUCUUCAAAAUAAGGACUUUUGCGCCUUUUGAAUAUGAACUUGUUGUCUAUUUCAUGUAAUUUUUUUGGCAUAAUAAUAUCCGUCCUUGUAGAGAACUAUAGCAUUGUUCCUAGCUAUCUUUCUCUAUUGAUUGCUAGAUUCCUGUAUCUGGCUGCUUUUUUUAAGCUGGAUGAAUUAUCGUGUAAAAUGAACAAAAAAACUGUAGAGACUUGUGAUGUAAGAAGAUCCUUGCAUAGAAAAUGGAAGUCAUAACUGUGAAUUUGCACUGUUC